UUCCAAUUGAAAAUAUACCAAUACCAAAAAGUGAACCAGCUCAAUGGGAAGUGGAUACAACCUGGAAUGAUAUUUGUAAGAAUAUCCAGAAUGCUAUCAAACCAAUGAAAUGUAGUGCACAUUGUGAUUUUAUGAAAUGUACAGAAAUUGUUGAAAUCAAUAAGCUUUUGGAUGAAGAAUUUCAAUUUAUGCUACACUUAGCAAUGCCAUUGUGGCGAAACUGGCCAUUGAUGAAAGAUCGAAAAAGAGCAGGACUCUGGAUUCAAACAUUAUGUACUUUGCAUUAUAAUUGUUUCUGUACAAACAUGCGAGUUAUACGAAAUGAUUAUUUAAUGGCUUUACUAGGGUAUUUGUACAGUAAAAACCUAAGUGGUCCAUUCAAAUUGAAGCCUCCAAAUGACACCUUAUACCCUUUAGAAACAAUGGCAAUAGAAUAUUUAAAUAAUGUACGAUCGAAUGCACUGAAUCCCGACGGACAAUUACUCAAUGAGUUUCUAGUAGAUCAACCGUUACCAGAAGAUGGUGGUGCAUUUUGUUUCUUUGCAAUAACCGGUCAAAUAUUAAGAGGAGGACAACGCAAAACAUCAAAAUCAUGCUCAUGCCCGUGUAGCGAUUUUCGAAUAUAAAUACUUAUAACCCAGUAAAAGAUGUUACAAAAAUCGGCUAAUUGAGAAAAAUGAAACAUACCACUUACUUGUGUCACUUAGGUGUC
Chrysoperla carnea is the source of this 712-nucleotide messenger RNA. RefSeq lists its product as uncharacterized. The record is from RefSeq and is a predicted model, not a curated record. Lineage: Eukaryota; Metazoa; Arthropoda; Insecta; Neuroptera; Chrysopidae. The transcript is spliced from 3 exons. The coding region runs from base 105 to 626 and encodes 173 amino acids.